AAGCUUCUUCCUGUCAAACGUCUCAGAUAGAAAAACUAGAUUCUGAUGGAGGUUCAGACUUUAACCUGCUUUUGUUCUGGAAGCUGCAGGACUUCUUGACCUUUUACCUUUGGCUCAUUUCAGUCUUUUAUUCCGUCCAAUCAUUCAGGACUGUUACAUUUAGCUGUUUGUAGCUCAGGAAACGCUGAACAAAGAGACUUUAGAGGAAAUAAUCCCUUCAUCACAUCCUGUCUAAUCUCAGCUUUAAUCUGCUCUCAGUUUGCUGCUUCAUCAACGUCCUGAAGAGAAAAGUUGGCUCCUGUUCUGGUUUCAGUCUUUAGGACUUCCUGUGGUCUGGAUGAUGUUUGUUAUUUCUGCUGACCUCCUCCCCAUCAGGUCCGUGUCCACCGUCCACACCGCCGUGUCCCGCCGCGUCCUGCCGUCCUCUGGGCCUCGCCGCCAUCGGGUCUGCACCGUCGGCCAGCGGCGGCGCCGCGGUCUGCUGGCGGCUCCGCUUCCCCAGCUGCUGGAGCAGGCGGUCGCGGUCUUCACGCUGUCCUGCUGCAGCGUCCUGACUCUGGUUCUGGAAGAGGACGGGACCGUGGUGGACUCGGAGGAGUUCUUCCAGGCGCUGCCCAGUGGCGCCCCGCUGAUGGUGCUGGAUGAGGGCCAGACGUGGUUCCAGAGCAAGAUUCUGCCGAGGAAGAGGGGUGUCUUCAGGCUGACCUUUGACCUCUAUAAGGUGCAGCCCACUGACCUGCAGUGCAGCCUGGCGGUCAGAGCCACGCUGCUGGAGACGUCAUCGCUGUCCUACGACUUCAGGUUCUCCAGAGUCCAACACGUCCUCAGAUCCGUCCUGCGUUCUGACCAGAACCGCAGGGCAGCUGCUGCUCUGCAUGUCGUCCUCGCUGUUGAAGGUCACCGCAGACGACCCCGCCGCCUCAUAGGGGCCGCGGCUCCGCCCCCGAUGUCUUGGCUCCGCCCCCAGGCCCAGUUCGUUCCUCAGGCUGCUUCAGUUCUGGUUUUGCUCAGCCGGCCCGGUUCCCUGCUGCCUUCAGGUUCUGCCAGCUGUUUUAAUGUUUUUAGAUUUUGAUUUGUAUCAAAUGAACAGAAAUGAAUCAUCUGCAUUUUGUUUAAUAUUCUGUGAAUCAAAUGAAUCAAAAUAGAUUUUUAAAAUCUUUUUGUCAGUUUUAUGACAAACUAACAGAAUUUCUCUGAACUUCAUGAACAAAUGGAGCCUGAAAGCAGGAAUGUGAUUGGUCGAUCAGAACUGCUGCCUUAAAGCCCUGACCUCUGACCCCAUCAGAGGAACACCUGCUGAUCCUCAGUCAGGUUCAGCCUCAGAGCGUUUAACCAACACCAAGCAGAGGAAAAGUGAGUGGAAGGACGACCUGGUGGUCCAAACUGAUCUUCACUGAUGGAAAUCUGUUCAUGUUUCAGUCGUCUGGGUCAGAACUCUGCAGAACCUCUAAUGGUUCUGAUAGCCGUUCUCUUCAGCAGACUCACUUUAAGGUCUUUCCACAGAUUCUCAGCUGAUUCAGACUUUGACUAGGCCAUCCCAAAAUCUCUGUGGCUGGACGUUCAGGGUGGUUGACCUGCUGGAAAGUGACCUUUGACCCCAGCCUCAGGCCCUCUGCAGGUUUUUAGCUCCAUCCAUGAGCAGCUUCCUGUCCCACAGCAUGAUGCUGCCACCGCCAUGUUUCACCCAGAGGAGGGAGAGACGGGAUCUCUGGAUGUUUCCAAAAUCUGAUUUAGGAAGUGAGGAAACAACUCAGGGUAGAAACAUCAGGAUAUCAGAGAAACUGAUAUUUUUUUAUGUGUUCAGUGGUUUAUAA
Messenger RNA from Xiphophorus maculatus (southern platyfish), 1814 nucleotides. RefSeq names its product cell death activator CIDE-B-like. Bases 338 to 1072 code for a protein of 244 amino acids. Gene Ontology annotation, biological process: apoptotic process; regulation of apoptotic process. The record is from RefSeq and is a predicted model, not a curated record. The transcript is spliced from 4 exons. Lineage: Eukaryota; Metazoa; Chordata; Actinopteri; Cyprinodontiformes; Poeciliidae.